UUGAGCACUAAGACCCAGUAGUGAGUCAGUAGUGAGUCAGUCAGUAGUUGCUUGCUGAGUUCAUACCUGGUAGCUGUCAGUGACUCGUAUCCUCUGAUACAUCCUCUCCUAAUACACUUCUCAGGGUAGACCAUGGAACCUUGUUCAGACACCUGCCAGACCAUGGAACCUUGUUCAGACACCUGCCAGACCAUGGAACCUUGUUCAGACACCUGCCAGGCUUCACCACACAUGUCUGUACACUUGAGUUCCUCUUCUGUGGCUGGUGAUUCCCUGGCUGUAUCCUCUGGGCCCACUGCUUCGCCGAUUUUAUCCUCUGGGCCCACUGCUUCGCCGAUUUUAUCCUCUGGGCCCACUGCUUCGCCGAUUUUAUCCUCUGGGCCCACUGCUUCGCCGAUUUUAUCCUCUGGGCCCACUGCUUCGCCGAUUUUAUCCUCUGGGCCCACUGCUUCGCCGAUUUUAUCCUCUGGGCCCACCACUUCGUCGAUUUCACCCUGCGGGCCCACAGCUUCACCGAUUUCACCCUGUGGGCCGAGUGAUGCCAGGACCCCAUCCAAUAGGCCCAUGGGUUUUCCAGCUAGCAGUUGCUGUGCUACCACAAAUACGUCCCCCAGCGGCCUACCACAUCUCGCUGACAGCUCACUUUCCACUGUCGGACUUGCACCUUCAGGAACUAAACUGUCAGCUUCAGUGGCACAUAUAGCAUCACCACCUGUAUCCUGCCACAGCAACAAGAGCAGCACAGGACCCAUGUGUCGCAUAUGUCAUGAGGGUGAGAGUGUGGGAGACCUUAUCUCCCCGUGUCUGUGUAUGGGGACGAUGGGCUGGAUCCACAAGACGUGCCUGGAACACUGGCUUACCAUCACUACCUGUCAGAGGUGUGAGCUGUGUGGCUUCGCUUACACCAUAAGACUGUCUCCUAAACCUUUCUGGGAGUUCUUAUUGAGCUACGACAGUCCAGAGAUUCGUAGAGCCAUCGUAGUGGACGCUUUGUGUUUGUUGGUGUUGACGCCACUAGCAGUGUUCUCCAUAUACCUGUGUGUUGCUGGAGCCUUCCAGUACGCUCAGCACGCACCGGCUUCCAGGGACACAGUCUUCAGCACACGCUUAAUAACGCUCAAUAAACAUCAAAUAAUAAGCACGAAGAAUACCGUGGAUACCAACUACAAGUCCGAGGAAGGUGGGCAACCAGCAAGGCAGCAGAAAAACUCGAAGGGUGACAGCGACAUGCCCUGGGAAGCCUUUGGCCUGUCAUUACUAGCUCUGCUUAUCCUUACUAUCUACACAGCUUGGGCUGCUGUUGUGGUCAGCUACCACACGAAGGUGUGGCGCCGGUGGCGGGUGGUACAUCAAGACCUGACUUUGGUGGACAACCACAGACGACCCAGCAACCAUCCUGGUCUCAAUAUUAUCCUUCACAACGUUCGUACUUCCUUCAGUCCAUAAACAUUGACACUUUUGGCCCAUUCUCUCCUCUGCCAGAAGGUAGUUCCUUAUCUUAACCUGCUGCAUCAACCUAACAACCACACCAGCCUUGGUUUGAUCACCAGUACUCUCCACCAUCCAGGCUACAAUAACUUGUACAGUAAUACAAUAAAUCAGCUUUUACUCGGCUCAAAUUAGCUGCUGCUACACUUUUUUACCAAUUUUAUAAAGCAUUUUAAGAUAUUUUUAAAUUAAAACUAAUUUUUAU
Molecule: messenger RNA, 1693 nt
Organism: Cherax quadricarinatus
Lineage: Eukaryota; Metazoa; Arthropoda; Malacostraca; Decapoda; Parastacidae
Source: RefSeq, a predicted model, not a curated record